AUGAUAGCACAUUUCUUCUACUUUCUUCUCAUUCUAACUGCUCUUACAAAUUAUGGAACAUCACGUAGUUCUAGGCUGGUAUGCAAAGAUUUCGUUCCUCCUCGAAUUUGUCGAAGUCUUAGUAAGUCCAUAAAAUUGUGCUCGGAUCGCAACAAAAAAGGUUAUGCAUUCGAUAUAUGUAGGAGAACGUGUCAUCUUUGUUGGUAA
This is a messenger RNA of Necator americanus (New World hookworm), 207 nucleotides long. RefSeq lists its product as uncharacterized. The transcript has 2 exons. The record is from RefSeq and is a predicted model, not a curated record. NCBI's taxonomy places the organism in Eukaryota, Metazoa, Nematoda, Chromadorea, Rhabditida, Ancylostomatidae. Bases 1 to 207 code for a protein of 68 amino acids.